CUUCAUGGCCCCAGAUACAUGGAUGACGAAGUCAACAAACCAAUGCCAAACAAAGGAGACCAUGGAUUAGCUCCCGGAAAUGAGAAGUUCAAACCUGUGGUACCCUGGCCUCAUGUUGAAGGUGUGGAAGUGGACUUGGAAUCUAUUCGAAGAAAAAAUAAGGCCAAAAAUGAACUAGAACAUCAUGGUGGUGAACAGCAGAACAUCAUGCAGAGGCAGUAUCUCACAUUUAAGCCUCAGACACUUGUAUACCGUGAUCCUGUAUUACGACCUGGAGUCCUUGGUAAUUUUGAACCCAAAGAACCUGAACCUCAUGGCGUUGCUGGUGGCCCUGGAGAGGAAGCGAAGGCAUUUGUUUUAGGACCAGACUACAAAGAAACUGUUCAAGCCAGCAUUAAAGAGUUUGGGUUUAAUAUGGUGGCAAGUGAUAUGAUCUCGCUAGAUCGGAGCGUUAAUGACUUACGUCAAGAAGAAUGCAAAUAUUGGCAUUAUGAUGAGAACCUACUCACGUCCAGUGUUAUCAUUGUCUUCCAUAAUGAAGGAUGGUCCACACUCAUGAGAACAGUACACAGCAUAAUUAAAAGAACACCAAGGAAGUAUUUGGCAGAAAUUGUACUCAUUGAUGAUUUCAGUAACAAAGCACACUUAAAAGAAAGACUAGAGGAGUAUAUUAAGCAGUGGAAUGGCCUUGUAAAGGUAUUUCGAAAUGAGAGGAGAGAAGGUUUAAUUCAAGCUAGAAGCAUUGGAGCCCAGAAGGCUAAACUUGGACAGGUUUUGAUUUACCUUGAUGCCCAUUGUGAGGUGGGAGUUAAUUGGUAUGCACCACUUGUAGCUCCUAUAUCUAAGGACAGAACUACAUGUACUGUGCCCCUAAUAGAUUAUAUAGAUGGGAAUGAUUAUUCCAUUGAGCCACAGCAAGGUGGGGAUGAAGAUGGUUUUGCCAGAGGGGCCUGGGACUGGAGUUUGCUGUGGAAACGUAUUCCAUUAAGCCACAAGGAAAAGGCCAAAAGAAAACAUAAAACUGAGCCUUAUCGGUCUCCUGCAAUGGCUGGUGGAUUGUUUGCCAUUGAACGUGAUUUCUUUUUUGAACUGGGUCUCUAUGAUCCAGGUCUUCAAAUAUGGGGCGGUGAAAACUUUGAAAUCUCUUACAAGAUCUGGCAAUGUGGAGGAAAGUUGUUGUUUGUUCCUUGUUCUCGUGUUGGACACAUCUAUCGUCUCCAGGGUUGGCAAGGAAAUCCACCGCCAGUCUAUGUUGGAUCUUCUCCUACAUUAAAGAACUACAUCAGAGUCGUGGAAGUGUGGUGGGAUGAAUACAAAGAUUAUUUUUAUGCCAGUCGUCCAGAGACCCAAGCACUACCAUAUGGAGAUAUUUCUGAGCUUAAAAAGUUCCGGGAAGAUCACAACUGCAAAAGCUUUAAAUGGUUCAUGGAAGAAAUAGCCUAUGAUAUAAUUUCAUUUUAUCCUUUACCACCUAAAAAUUUGGAGUGGGGAGAGGUCAGGGGCUUUGAGACAGCUUACUGCAUAGAUAGUAUGGGGCACAACAAUGGUGGCAUUGUUGAACUCGGACCAUGCCACAGAAUGGGAGGAAAUCAGCUUUUCCGAAUCAAUGAAGCUAAUCAGCUCAUGCAAUAUGACCAGUGCUUGACUAAGGGAGCUGAUGGAUCAAAAGUUACGCUUAUGCAUUGUAAUCUGAAUGAAUACAAAGAAUGGCAAUACUUCAAGAAUCUGCACAGAUUUACUCAUAUUCCUUCGGGGAAAUGCUUAGAUCGUUCAGAGGUCCUACAUCAGGUCUUUAUCUCUGAGUGUGACUCCAGUAAAGCAACACAAAAAUGGGAAAUGAACAACAUUCUUAGUGUGUAGACAAAAAACCCCUACCUACUGACAUGUUAAUAUGUACAGGACUGAGAAUAGCCUGAAAACUGCUGCAACUAUUAACUUUGUACAGCUGCAAGCCUGGAACCUCUCAACUUGGAUGAAGGACAUAGAUGAACUGUGAUUAUUACAAUAACAUUAUCAUCUGCAGUUAAUGUUUACAAAACUGCUUUUACCUUAAACUUUGUAGAUGUUUACAUCUUUUUGUUUUCAGAUGUUGGUAAUAUAAUGUGCUUUUAGCUGUGUUGCAUAGGAACAAAGUUAAAAGCACUGUUGUCUUCUUUGGGAUUACACUCAGGGGUCUGAAGGCAGUUUUUUUACACACACUUGAAAGGUUGGAGUAACCAGACUUAUUCAUAUAACUUGGUGAUUAUCAACCUGUUGUAUCUUUUUAUUUAAUUUUACAUCUUACCUAGCACUGCCACAGGUUAUUAGCCAGGGUGGCCUUCUUUCACACUCAUGCUGCUUUUUUGAAAGGUGAAUUUCAACAUAUUUAGUGCCUCUUUCAUUUCUCUAUAUAUUUUACAAGUCAAAUAUUUGACAGAAUUUAUAGUAUGGAUAUGUUGAGCUGUCACCUUGAUAGGGAUCAUUUGUACUGCCCAUGAAAUUACUAUAUUACUGAAGGUAAAUUUGGGUAGCCACUUUGACUGCUGUCCUCCUCAGAUAUUGACGAGUCAAAUAAGGCACAGACCAGAAAUAUUCUCUGGGUUUCCAAAAGUACUGCAAUAUGCCCAUUUGCUGCAGGUGCUAUAACCAUUGGAAUUUUAAGGAAGUUAAACCAGGGAUGCUGAGUAGCACUAAGUUCCAUACACCUGGUAUGUUAAAUAGUGUUGAAGAAACUGAACUUUAACUAUAUAUAUAUAUAUAUAUAUAUAUAUUGCAAAGGAAAACUGAACCUGAAAGUUAGCACUGUGUUGAUACAUUUGAUGAAAGUAAGCACUCUGAAUUACAGCUAAGAACUCCAAGCACUAACUGUUCUUUCAUGCCUUAUAUGAAAAAGCUAAAGCUGCACAAUGUAUAAAACUAGGACUUAUCCAAUGUUUCACUUACAUUAUAACUGUAAAUGGAAUUUACUUGCAUAUGAGCUGAAACUUUAAAAUUAAAAAAAAUCAUUAACAUAUAUGUGCAGACUUUGAAAUUAUAGAUUCAGAAUUAAACUUGAAAAGAGGAUACGAAAACCUGAAGCUGUAUCUGUUCAAAUUAAGUGCUCUUUUUUUCAAUGAAUGUAGUUAUGAACUCCUGUAGAGGUACAACCCCAAAUUAAAACAUAGUUACCUAAUUGUUUAAUUACAAUGCAACUGCAGUUGUGUGCAAACUAGAAUGUGUACAAAUUAGCUUCUUAAUUGGGAAUUUCUAUUAGGCCCAUUCCCUUGAAAAUAGAAAUAUUUACACUGAAUAAUGUAAAUUAUGCAAUAUCUAGUCCUCUUCUUUUCCCAGUUUAAGGUUCUGUGAUAGUGAGGUAUUGAUGACAUCACAAAGUCAUAGUUAAGUAUACAACAUAUGACUUGGAGGUUUGAAAGUAUUUGUUUCAAGGACCAAAUUCUGCCCUCAGAUCUAGACUACCAUUGGAUGGAAUUUCCACUGAAGUUAAUGAAUGGUGUUGUAAGUAGAAGCAGAGUUUAAGCUUUACUGGCCUGCCUGUCUGCACAUAUAUAUAAAUGAUUUAAGAUAUUCUCCGGUGUCCUUAAACUGUUCAGCUAUCCUUCAAAAGGUGUGAAAAAGAAAAUAAAGGAUGGAAAACUGGAAAAAGGAAAAUAAGGGUGUAGGUACUUUUUGUUUUUGUGUGUAUGAAAACUGACUCCAUUUUUUUGUGUUGGGUAGAUUAAUUUAAUCAUGUUACUAUGCAUAAGUGAAAGAAAGGUGGCACAUAAAUUGUGCAGGUGUGCAUUUUAAAUGGGUGUUUUGUGCAAUUCAUUAAAAACUGAUGCUGUAUGUGAAUAUGAAUCUGUAUGUGAGACUGCAAACCUUACAAAACAUGAGAACAUCAGAAGCUGUUGCUGUAAUGACUUUUUCCUACUGUAGCCUGCUUGGGGAAAAAAAAUUCCCAUUUCCUUGCUUUGUAAGUUGAUGAUAAUAUCACUAUGCAUUUCUACACAUUUUAUAAAUUUGAUUUAUGCAGAUUUUGAUACACUGUAUGUUUCUGUAGAAAUUGUAUAAAUCCUCAAAAGUUUUAUUAGGGAUAAAUCUGGGAAUCCUAUGUACAUCUUAAUUCUGGGUUGCUUGUUUUUUAGGUGAGGAAAAUAAAAUAAAAUAUUUUAACUUGUGGGUUUUACCAUA
Messenger RNA from Gavialis gangeticus (Gharial), 4149 nucleotides. It is a transcript of the gene GALNT7, whose product is annotated as polypeptide N-acetylgalactosaminyltransferase 7. NCBI's taxonomy places the organism in Eukaryota, Metazoa, Chordata, Crocodylia, Gavialidae. The transcript has 12 exons. Bases 19 to 1860 code for a protein of 613 amino acids. Gene Ontology annotation, cellular component: Golgi apparatus. The record is from RefSeq and is a predicted model, not a curated record.